Vicia faba (fava bean) is the source of this 342-nucleotide messenger RNA. The record is from the annotation of a GenBank genome assembly. Lineage: Eukaryota; Viridiplantae; Streptophyta; Magnoliopsida; Fabales; Fabaceae.
AUGAACCUAGGACAUUCUGGUGUAGUGCCAACACCAGAGUUAUCCUCUGAAGAUGUUUUAGAAAGUUCAGAAGAUGAAUCUGAUUCUGAAGAUCCUGAAGAUUCUGAAGAUGAGUCAGAAGAAGAUUUUGGAAAUGGAUCUGAUUCUGAUCCAGAUGCUGAUGAUGAUCCAGAAUCUGGUGGUGAUCAUAGUUCUGGAAGGGAAAACUCUGAAGGUGAUAAAGUAUUUUUCUACCUCGAUUUCGGAGAAAAUGGUUUGAAGAACUCUGAUGUUAAUCAUGGCCGCAACUCCAACACUCUUUGGAAUAUUCCCUUAUGCUGGUUUGAAAUUCUACUUCUAUGA